Molecule: messenger RNA, 2397 nt
Organism: Prorocentrum cordatum
Lineage: Eukaryota; Dinophyceae; Prorocentrales; Prorocentraceae
Source: the annotation of a GenBank genome assembly
CAAGCCGUUCGGCUCUCGCGCCCGCCCGCGCUCCCGCGAAGGGGCCAUCCACCGCGUGCAGCAUGGAGGACAACAGUGCCCCUGUGAAGCGCGCCCUCGGCCCGCCGCAGUCUGCGUGACACUGGGCGAAGCCGGCGCCUCACCGCGAGCACCUCGGCCAGGGACAAGGUAUGCCCCAGCAGCUCGCGGAUGCUCGCGGUUCCAGCAAACACGCACAGGUCGAGGCGGCGGUCGAGAUCUCCUUCGUUAUGCCAGAUCAGCCUCACACGCGACCCUGUUGAGUUGCCUGAGCCGCUAAGCUUGGAGUAUGAGAACGUCGGCCAGGAUCCUCUCGGCGAGGGUGCGUUCGCUAUUGUGAAGUUGGUACGGCAUCGUACGACACACGAGCAGUUCGCGCUCAAGUGCAUCGAUAAGUAUCAGCUCAACAUCCGCGGGAUGGCGGCCCAGAUGGAGCAGGAGGUGCUGAUCCACCAAGCGCUGGAUCACCCGAACAUCUUAAAGUUGGUCCGCGUGGUGGACGCCAAGGACUACCUCUUCAUGCUGCUGGAGUUCUGUGGCGGCGGCACCCUGCGCGACCACCUGGACGAUGCCCCUGGCCGCAGGCUUCCGGAACCCGAGGCGGCCAAGCACUUCGAGCAGGUGGUGCGGGGCACGGAGUGCAUGCACCGGCACCAGUGCAUACACAGGGAUCUGAAGUUGGAGAACGUGUUGUUCACCUCGGCGGGGGUGGUAAAGAUAUGCGACUUCGGCUGGAGCACGCAGGUGCAGAUGAAGCGGCAGCAGAAGACCAAGUGCGGGACGAUGGCCCAUUGGGCACCGGAGCAGUGGGACAACGGGCCGCAGGACCCUGCGGAGGGAGCACGGCACCGGGUGGUGGAGCGGCGGGUCAUCCCCACCCUGGGGCAAAGACGGAGGUGGCUCAGGCAGCAGUGGUGGACACCGCUCGCCCAGGGCGACGGUCCAGACUUGUCCAAAGAUGUGUCGCAGCAGCUCAUGACCCUGUCCGAGAAGGCUGGUGACACUCGGAACGUUGCCCGCCACAAGCAGAUGUUUGAGGACAUGAAUGGAUUCACUGCCAUCCCAGAGCGUCUGAGUUGCAAGUUCCGCAGUUUCGCGGACGCCCCCGCCUCGCAGUAUCCUGCGACAGCGGCGCUCAAGUGGCUCGACCACAGAUCUAGGCAGCCAUUCGUUAAGUUUCCCCGUGCGAGUUCGAAGCGGCCCCAGCGAAGCGAGGCAGCUGGGCGCCGCGACCUCCCGCUGUCCGAGAUGCGCCUGGCCCCCACCAGCCCACGCGCGCCGGGUGCACAGCCUUGGCCUCAGCUGCUGCAUCCGAUAUCCAACGUUCAAUUGAGGCGCCAGACUUUCUGCCCAUGGAAGCAGAAGUUCACGGGCAACAGAUUAGUUGAGGUAGUCACGAUGUCAGGGAAGGAUUCCAGGGACGGCCGCUGGAACAUAUCAACUCAGGAGGGCGACGCGCCCACCUCGCAAGAUUUGGCAUCGGUCGUCGACUCUGAGCGCCACUGGCUGUGGGAGCGCCCUGCGUCCCAGGCCGAGCGCGAGGAGCUUGUUGGCGAGGGGCUCAUUCAGGUUGUCAGUUGCAUCCAGGGCGCCAGGCAGGCCCAGAAACACGUGGCCGAGUCUCUCCGCGAGUGGGGGAGGAAGGCGCACAAGACCGCCGUGCCGGUGCCCGUGCACACGGCCGCGGCAGAGGACGGGGCGAUAGGAGGGCGCGGCGCGGGCGAGAUACAACGCGCGUGGUCUCCAGCCGCGGCACCGAAGAUUGACCUCGGCGCGCCUGCCAUCUUCUCCGUGGAAUCUGUCAUACUGACACCAGGCGGGGAGGCUUACAUCGAGGACCUCCAACCACUGGCCGAUGUGGAGGAGGAGCGCCGCGGGCCAGCGGCGCCGCCGCCGCCGCCCAGCGGCGUCGGGGGCGGCGGCAUUCUCAGCGCGGUGGAGGACCGCGGCGCGCCUGAGCCGCAGCGGCCCGCGCCCCUGGCGGCGCCGGAGGAGGCGGUCGAGGAGCGGGCCCGCGGGGCGGCGACUCCCCGGGGGAGCGGGCGCAGAGCGCGAGCUCCCGCAGCGCCGGCAGCGCCGGAGAGCCGCCAGGUGGCCGCCGACGCUGGACUGGGGAUCGCCACGGGCGACGAGCUCCUCGACGCGCCGGACGUUCCUGGUCUCGCGGGGCGGGCUCCGAAGAUUCUGCCCAGCGCCUCGCGCGAACGGCAGCGACUGCAGCGAGAGGUGGCGACGAAGAUGCAGCUGGUAGAGUUCAAGGACAGGCUCGCGCCAGGCGACGGAGCGGGCGUCGAAAAGAUCCGCCGCGACGUCGAGGCGGCGAGGCAGAUGGGGGAAGCGCAGGGGGAGGCCAACGCCGCGCGCAAGGGCGGCGCGUGA